This is a messenger RNA of Cornus florida, 877 nucleotides long. RefSeq lists its product as uncharacterized. Lineage: Eukaryota; Viridiplantae; Streptophyta; Magnoliopsida; Cornales; Cornaceae. The record is from RefSeq and is a predicted model, not a curated record. The coding region runs from base 152 to 709 and encodes 185 amino acids. The transcript is spliced from 6 exons.
CCCAAUAUAUAUAAUUUUUCACUUCUGCUCAUUAAUUACAAAAAGAAAAAGGCAAAGGUAUUCAAGUUCGGAAGGCGAUCGAUUUCAGGAAGGAGAUCGAAAGCAAUGGCGGAGGCUCUCAGGGCUCUAUGAUCUUUCCUUCCUGGAUUCGAUGUUUCUCGCGAGAGCACUGUUAGAUAUCAGAUCUAUUACAGCUUGGUUCGUUCACAUAGCCGCAUCGAUGGGUGGUUGCCAUACCAAGCCCAAAUUGAUUACCUCAAUUGAUGAGCCAUUGAAAGGACAAAAGUUUCAAAAAAAAGGACUUAAGCUUCAAGGCCGGACAGUGUCAAAACCUGGCACAUCAGACGACUUUUGGACGACCAGCACAUGUGAAAUGGACAACAGUGCAGUUCAGUCACGGGGAAGCAUUUCGUCAAUCAGCACUUCAAACCAGAACCAGACUAUUGAUCUGCAUGGUGCUAACAGUGUGAAGAUGCCUUCUGAAUUUGUAAAUAACGGUCUUCUUUUGUGGAACCAAACUAGGCAGCAGUGGGUAGGAAAUAAAAGGCCUGAGAAUCGGGCACAACAGCUUCGUGAACCUAAGAUAAGUUGGAAUGCAACCUAUGAGGGUUUGCUUGGGAGCAGCAAGCCAUUUUCCCAGCCUGUACCCCUUUGUGAAAUGGUGGAUUUUCUGGUCGACGUCUGGGAGCAGGAAGGGAUGUACGAUUGAGAAAACAGAAGCAGGAGGUUUUGAUGGUUGGUUAGAUAUUAGAAUCCGCCAACACUGUUGUAGAAUCAACUUGCUUCAAUAGCAGAAACUCAAUUGAAAAGAGGACAUUUUGUAUAUUAAUUGUAACAUUAAUAUCGCCUGCCUAUGCUGAUCUUUUUCACUCUACAA